Molecule: messenger RNA, 1450 nt
Organism: Schizophyllum commune H4-8
Lineage: Eukaryota; Fungi; Basidiomycota; Agaricomycetes; Agaricales; Schizophyllaceae
Exons: 7
Coding region: 12-1373 (453 amino acids)
Molecular function (GO): protein binding
Source: RefSeq, a predicted model, not a curated record
CCGCCAUCACCAUGGUCUCCGCCGACAACCUCAACUUCGACGUCCUCGAGCUCAUUUUUGCCUUCCUCGCGAGCAAGGACUUGCCCAAUGUGGCGCUGGUCAGCCGAUCCUUCAACGCUGCAGUCCUUCCGCAACUGUACCGCGUCCUGCCCUUCAGGCAGUUUCAUGCGAAACGACAUGACGUCGUGAUGUCCCCAUUCGCUGCCGUUUUGGCGCAUCCCGAUCUUGCGAUACAUGUCCGACAAGUUGACAUCCAAUGCAUCCCCCUUUACAAAACAGGGUACCCACACCCGGUUUUCCUGCGCCAAUGCACGCAAGCGCUGGCCCUUUGCACCAACCUGCAGACGUUCAGAUGCUCCAUCCCUUCAUUCCCAAGCUUCAUACUAUCCCUUGAGGAUAAACCACGGCUUACGACUUUGCGGAUGCAUGGAUCCCUUACAACAUGUCAAGUCGAGCGGCUACUGCGAAUCAAUACACUGGUGUCUCUCGUUGUGGAUACGGCGACGUGGACGAUACUUGAUGCGCUGCCUCGAUGGGCAGAGAGCAUGGAGGAUAGCCUAGAGAAUUUGACGAUUUUCAUGGCACCCGACUUGAACGAGGGCGUUCUCCGGUCGACUGUACUGUCGUUGACGCGAUUACGAUCGCUUCAUGUCGUCGGCUGCCAGAAGAUCGACCACAAUGCCCUUCUCAAUCUCACCGAGCAUACCCCAUUGCUCGAGAGCCUGGCCUUGACAGCCACUGACAGCACCUGCCCCCUCUCCACCGCCGACCACACCCUCGCCAACCUCCGGCACCUCGCCAUCGACGGCCGCUGGCAUCAGUCCUCCUCAAACAUGCUCACUGUGCUCAACACCAUCAUGGACCACAUUAACGCCGCCGCGCCGACGCUUACUUCCUUCGUCCUCCGCUUCCAUGAGCGCUCGAAGACGCAGCUCACGUUGCCCCUCCUGAAGCCCAUCCUUGACGCGCACAAGAACACGCUGCGCACGCUGAGCUUCAUUGAAUGCACCGUCGGGCUAGACCUCGUCGCGCACAUCUGCAAUGUCUGCCCGAUCAUCCAGAGGUUAGAGAUCGGGUUUCCGGCGAUGGAUCCGCUCGGUCAAGUCGCCUUCACCUCCAUGAUCGCCCGCUCCUUCUCGAUCCGCGUCCUCGUCGACCUCAACAGCCACAAUCACGGACCACAGUCGCACAAGCUCACCCUCUCCCCCGAAGGCGUCAAGAACUUCAUGAGCAACGUGCGCAACUUACGGACCAUCAUCACCGAUGGAAGGGUGUGGACGGGCCAGCGCAUCGGAGGCGAAAUGAAGGUCUCGUUUGAGCGGCAGGCGGUCAGGCAAAAGACGAGCUCUUUUUGGUUCAUGCCGAGGGCUUGAACCUACAUACUCUACUACACCAUUUCGUCGCUUUGAGCACAAACCAAUAGAAUAAAUUCUGGGAUUCGCAUGGUCCA